AAAUUUUCAGAAAGUUGAACAAAGGAAAAUAUUUCCUUGCACUGAAAGAUUGCGGGAAUUUGUAGAGACUCGUCGUUUUCUCUCAUUCUCCAAACGUUGUGUUUAAAUUAUAAAUAGAAUUAGAGGGUUGUCUGUACGCGCCAAAUAUAGCCCAUUAUUAUUAGGAAUGGCCCAUUAUUGAUCAUAAGGUUUAGCCCAUUAUGUGUGUAUCUGAUAGGCCCAAUAAAUCAAGACUGUUGAUUAAAAAGAAAAAAGAAAAAACAAAUGUCGUCUCUAAAACCUCUUUCUUUCCUUCCUAAAACCCCAAAAUCCACCGUUUGCUCUGACCCUUUCGAUCUAUACUGAUGAGAGGGAAUUCGGAAAUGGAAUCAAUGUUAGGGUUUAACGAGAACUUGCAGGACGACGUCGUAGAAGACAAGAAGCUGGUCCCAUGGAUGAGCUGGGACGAGUGGAAGUUUGUCAGGGGUUCCCUUUUCUCUUCAUCCCCUAAUGCCGUCGCCUCUGCCCUCAAACGAAUAUCCACGUGGCGAAGCAGAGGAUGCAUCCCUGUGGCCGUUGAAGUAACUGCGUCCAUUAUUGAGAUUCAGCAGCAAGAUCCUUACUUCAUGAAUGAAUUGAAUGAUGGCUGUUCUGAAUCAGAGGAAAUGCUCUCCAUGUUAUAUUGUAUGGCUAUUGUGAGGCAAGUGAUUCUUUUUUCCUUCUCUGAUUUUUCUUUCUUAUGGGCUUUAUGCAUAACAAUUUGAACUGUUAUCCUCAAUCCUUAUUUUUCCUUUAUACUUCCUCAAGGCUUGUAAAUGGCAUGGUGGAGAAAACUCGGAAAAAGAAUGAAAUUUCAAUUGGGGAAGCAGCUGAUGCCUUCGGUAUUCCAAGAAUAGUUAUUGACGUUCGUCAUGAGGGUUCCCAUCGUGAUCUUCCUUCUCUUCAACUGGUCCGUAUUGCAUCAAUUAAGGCACUUGACUGGUUGGUAUGGUAUUAUUGGGAACCUCAAGAAAAAGCUAUUCCUACUCAAAACAAACUUAAUGCCAAUCUCAGGAAAGAAAUCAAGCGCAAAUUACGUGAAGUUGCUCUCUGUCUGAAAGGGAAACAAAUAGCAAAAUCCUCAUACGUAAAAGGGAAACGUAUAAGACUCACAGAACAUUUGUGUGGUCGUAGUAAAUUUCUUUUUCUUACAUCUGGAAAGUCAUCACAUUCUAACUCCACAGGUUCUAAGAAGCAUCUCGCCAAAUCAUUAAAAAAUAUCCUCCGACUGUAUUCUUCAUAUUCUUCAGAAGUAGUUUAUAUUCUAUUGGAAUACUUGCUAAAUGCAUUGGACACAUUCAAAUCUGACCACUUGGAGGAUUCAGGUAUUAUAAGCAAUGCUGAAGAUACGCAAACUGCGUUUGAUGACUGGAAAUCUGUCGUGUUGAAAUUGUCCAGAAAAGAACCAGAAUUUCUUGUGACGCUUACACAGGUUAUUCUUGAGAAGAUGGAGAGCAACGAAACCACAGAUCAAAUAACAGAUGAACAUCAAACUCCCAAAAAUUCCACAAAAGCUCGGAAAAUCGAGUUACUCUCACAUUUAUUAUCUUGGGUUAUCGGAAACCUAAAGACACUAAAACUGGUUAACCACAAAGAAUCUUCGGAUAGCGAAAAAUCCAAGACUGAGAAAAAAGUACCCAUGGAAACUGUACACUCCUUGCUACGUAAAUGUCUCUUAAUAUCCUCUUUUGGAAACAAACAACUCAUGAAAUCAGCCCUUACUCUCUCACACCUUACUGGAAACAUCUCUCUACUCGAAAAACUCAAAAAGCUUGCUUUACUCGAGCAGCUGCCGAAUUUGGAAACAAACUCGGUGGACUAUUCUAAUGAAACCCUGAUUUCCGAACAAGAAAAUUGUUUUCGUCAAGCUGCUGAGGACUUUGAGUUCAUGAAACAACAGAUGAAGGGAAAAUAUGGAGGGUUAGAUGAGUCUGAGGCUGGAGUCAAGAGAAAAUGGACUGUGGCAAAAUCGUGGAAUUCAUGUCCUAUUGGGAUGUUGCCUUCUAAAAUUGGGUUUUCUGGCCAGCUUCCGGUUUUGGACUGUGCUGAUGAAGUUGGGGAAGAAGAAAAAGAGAUGAUAUCAGGUGGUGAAGAGGAUUACAAAACGUCUCUUGGUAAAAGAGAAGCUGAUAUGGGUGUCGAGAAAAUGGAUUAUCGACCGAAUAAGAAGUUGGAGAUUGAAGGUUAUAAUGUCAUGCAAAAUGAGGAAUAUAUGAGUGGAGAAGGUUUGAAAGGCUGUUUGAUGAUUGAAGGGAUUUGGAGGAAAGUUGGAGAUGAAGAGUUGUUUGCCAUUUCUUCAGCUGUGAAAUUAUUGGUUUGAUAAUUUUUUAUUUUUUGUUUCUUUCUUAUACUGUGAACACUUUCAACAGUUUUUCAUACAUCCAACUGAAUACAUGGAUGAGACAAUCAUUUAGUCAAGGCACAUGAUCCUUAUAAAACAUAAAUCAUGUUUUUGCUGGCGGGUUUUACAAUCUUGAAAUACUCAUAUUUGCUUUAAUUAAAAUUAAUGCACCUUAAUUUGAAGCACUGAAAUGCAAUUUAUCACCUACAAAACUAGUCAAC
Striga asiatica is the source of this 2580-nucleotide messenger RNA. The record is from the annotation of a GenBank genome assembly. Lineage: Eukaryota; Viridiplantae; Streptophyta; Magnoliopsida; Lamiales; Orobanchaceae.